CAUUUCCUUGCCACAAUCUACCAACUCAAAUCCUCCCCAAGUCAAAUUGCCAAAAAUAUCCAACCAGUAUAAAUAUCGUUGACGAUAAACCAACCCCAAAUUUACCACUCAACAAUGCAGCUGUCCACAAAAUUCAUUUCAGUUCUGAUGGCAAUCGUGCUCCAAGGCCCAGCCAUUGAAGGCACAGGUAAUGUCGAUAUGCAAUCAGCACGUCCAUGCCCAACCACGAAUCCCCAGGCUAUAUGCCUCAAAGUAGGAAAGGUCAGAGGGGCCGGCGGUCAAGUUAAGAAUGAGAAUGUUUCAUUGAGAAGUGGGGUCCCAGAGUAUGGUAAUCCUCGUAAGCCCAAGGAGGUCACUGGUUUUGACUGCAAGAAAUAUGCAGGGUCAUCACUUGAUAGUGAGACAUUGUUGGCCAAGUGUUGCACCAAUGACGUGGUAUUGGGCAAUGACAAUGACCACUUUAAAAAACCUGUCCCAAGCACUUUCAAUGACAAAACUUGCAUUGGUGCCAAGCCUACUUGAUCAUCCAGCUUCCCAAUUGUCACACUAAUCUCUCUUGAUUUUGUGCCAUGCUCAAAACGAUUUUGUGGUUGUCAAACAAUUGUGAGAAAGACAAAAUCAAUCCAAUUUGUAAACAUAAAGUCCUCAGCCUUUUCUCAACUUUUGUAAAAUAAAAAACAAGCUUGGAUUUCACCUACUGC
This is a messenger RNA of Puccinia graminis f. sp. tritici CRL 75-36-700-3, 701 nucleotides long. RefSeq lists its product as uncharacterized. Lineage: Eukaryota; Fungi; Basidiomycota; Pucciniomycetes; Pucciniales; Pucciniaceae. Bases 115 to 522 code for a protein of 135 amino acids. The record is from RefSeq and is a predicted model, not a curated record. The transcript is spliced from 3 exons.